UACUGCUGUUGCUGUAUCAACUCGAGUGUUUGUGACUCGCCUGUUGUCGCAGACUCAGUACCCGGAAGCUGUUGUAGGAGUCGAGCUGUAAGGAUAAGAGGUUGCUGUUCUGCAAUGGCGGCCUCAUCAUCUUCCUCUUCAGCUGGCGGAGUGAGUGGAAGCUCUGUCACUGGAUCUGGCUUCAGUGUUUCUGAUCUGGCUCCUCCACGGAAAGCUCUUUUCACUUGUCCCAAGGCAGCUGGGGAGAUGCUGGAGGAUGGUUCAGAGAGAUUCCUAUGUGAGUCUGUGUUCAGCUAUCAAGUUGCAUCCACUCUGAAGCAGGUUAAGCAUGGUUUAAUCUUUUCAGAUCAACAAGUGACUCGAAUGGAAAAGUUGGCUGGUUUAGUAGAGGAACUGGAAGCAGACGAAUGGAGAUACACACCUAUUGAACAGCUUCUUGGCUUCACCCCUUCUUCGGGAGGAAAGUGACUAUCCAUAUGCAAUGCCUACUGGAUCUAGGGGAACAUCUGUGUGAGAUUGGCACAACACAGGAACCUUACAGGGCUUGUCAAUACAAAGUGGCUUGUUCUUAGAAGAUGUCAUUGAGCGAACCUUCUAAACAGACAUGGCAGAGAUGGAAUAUAGAAAAGGUUCCAAGGAAUUCAAAUGAAAACUACACUUUACAUUUGCAGCUAUGUUACUCUUCAUCCAUCCCUGUAAUCCCUGAUGUGUAUUCUUACACCCAUAGCCUCAACGCGCACAAUUCAUGGAUUUACCUAAAUGGCCAAUGUUUACAGCCUCAUCCAGUUGUCCAGAAUUCUCUACAGUGGUUGAAAGAAGGUGCAUCUUUGUAAGCUGUUGUGCAAGAUUUGAACUGCAUUAAAAUACACUGUAUUGUUACAUUUUGCACACUGUAGAUUGUUGGAUGUCUGUGUAAUGCUUGUUUUUUGUUUUAGUGCAAUAAAGAUAUGUCAUCUGAUAAACAUCAAAA
Molecule: messenger RNA, 970 nt
Organism: Spea bombifrons (plains spadefoot toad)
Lineage: Eukaryota; Metazoa; Chordata; Amphibia; Anura; Pelobatidae
Gene: ANAPC16
Product: anaphase promoting complex subunit 16
Exons: 4
Coding region: 115-468 (117 amino acids)
Biological process (GO): protein ubiquitination
Cellular component (GO): kinetochore; cytosol; anaphase-promoting complex
Source: RefSeq, a predicted model, not a curated record